AUGCGUGUCGCCGGCGGCAUUGCUGUCGCCCUUGGCCUUGCGGGCGCCGUGUCCUCCACAAAUCUACACCCUCGCUCUGACGAGUCGCGCGACUUCUUUGCACUUCAUCUCGAUGCCGCCACUCCUCCCUCCGAGAUCGCACGUUCCUUGAAUCUCCGCCACGAAGGCCGCAUCGGAGAACUCCCAGACCACCAUACCUUCUCGUUGCCACGGGACCAGAGCUCUGACUUCAAUGCAUUAUUGGACGACCUGCAGUCCAGGCGAAAGCUUCGGCAGCGGUCGGGGGAGGUCAUCGAAUCUCGAGAUCAAGAUCCGACCGAUGCCAUCCUGUGGUCACAUAAGUUGGAAGCCCCUAGGCAACGAUUGGAGAAGCGGAUGCCACCUCCUACCAAGGAAGUCGUCCCGCGAUUUGCAGGGGAGGCGGAAUUGAAGCUCCUCGAGGAACAAAGCGAAAUCAUGAGCGUUCUCGGUAUAAGCGAUCCGAUCUUCAGAGAACAGUGGCAUCUCAUGAAUGUCCUGCAACCCGGACACGACUUGAACGUGACAGGUGUCUGGUUGGAAGGUAUUACAGGUCACGGAGUUGCAACAGCGGUGGUAGACGAUGGCUUGGAUAUGGACAGCAAUGAUUUGAAGCCCAACUAUUUCGCUGAAGGCUCCUACGAUUUCAAUGAACACUCCCCUACACCGCGGCCUCUUCUGUACGAUGACAAGCACGGUACCCGCUGUUGCGGCGAGAUCGCAGCCGCCAAAAACGACGUCUGUGGAGUUGGAGUCGCCUACGACAGCAAGAUUUCGGGUAUUCGAAUUCUAUCCAAGCCGAUCGAUGAUCAUGAUGAGGCGGAGGCCAUUAAUUAUGAAUAUCAGAAGAAUGACAUUUACUCUUGUUCCUGGGGACCUCCCGAUGACGGCGCCACCAUGGAUGCUCCGGGAUUGUUAAUCAAGCGAGCGAUGGUCAACGGUGUCCAGCAGGGUCGCGGUGGAAAAGGAUCUAUCUUUGUGUUUGCGGCCGGCAAUGGAGCCAUGCACGGUGACAACUGCAACUUUGACGGGUAUACCAACAGCAUUUAUAGUAUCACGGUCGGUGCUAUUGACCGACAGGGCAAGCACCCUUCUUAUUCGGAGUCGUGCUCAGCUCAGCUCGUGGUCGCUUACAGCAGUGGUUCCGGCGAUGCCAUUCACACCACUGAUGUGGGUACCGACAAGUGCUACAAUUUGCACGGUGGCACCUCUGCGGCCGGUCCACUCGGCGCAGGCUCAGUGGCACUUGCUCUCAGCGCUCGGCCCGAGCUGUCGUGGCGUGAUGUCCAAUAUUUGAUGGUCGAGACUGCAGUUCCUAUCAGUGAGGACGAUGGUAGCUGGCAGAAGCUUCCCUCUGGUAGACUCUUUAGUCACGACUGGGGUUUCGGAAAGGUCGACACGUAUGCUUUGGUCUCGAAAGCGCGCACAUGGGAUCUUGUGAAGCCACAGGCUUGGUUCAACUCGCCCUGGCUCCGAGUGCACAAGAACAUCCCUCAGGGCUCACAGGGACUGCUGAGCAAGUAUACGGUGACUGCCGAGCAAAUUACGAAUGCUAAUUUCGAUCGGCUGGAGCAUGUGACGGUCACGAUGAAUAUCAACCACACUCGCCGUGGCGAUCUCAGUGUCGAGCUGCGCAGCCCGGCAGGUAUCGUUAGCCAUCUCAGUGUCCCUCGCAAGCUGGACGGAGAGAGAGCCGGGUACGCGGACUGGACCUUCAUGUCUGUUGCUCAUUGGUAUGUAAAUCAAACUCUUCCCUCCAGAUCUGCGGACUCACUCUAUACUAGGGGCGAAUCGCCUGUCGGUGACUGGACCGUGAUUGUCAAAGACACAGAGGUCAACGAUUUCGAUGGAUUUUUCAUCGACUGGCGACUGAAUCUUUGGGGCGAGUCAAAGGAUGGGUCCAAGCAGCCGCUACACCCGUUGCCUGAAGAGCAAGACGACGAUCAUCCUUACGAGGACGCUCACGUUGCGACAACCUCUGUAGAGCCAGCACCAACAAAGACCGCUCCUCCUACGAAGCCCGAUGACCACCAUGACCGACCGGUAAAUGAGAAGCCGUCGGACGCCAGACCGACCGAUCCGGCCCAAGAUAAUGAGAAGUUCCCUGCCGAAGAGCUAGAGUCAACUCAGACUGCUCCCAGCCCAACUUCUACCCCUAGCCCCACCUCGGAGUCAGAUACCUCGAAGCAGCACCUGUCAUCGUAUCUGCCUACCUUCGGUGCUUCAAAGCGAACCCAGGUCUGGAUCUAUGCCUCUUUGGCCAUGAUAAUUGUGUUCUUCAUCGGAUUGGGCGUUUUCUUCCAGCUUCAACGCCUCAAGCGCCGCCGCACCAACCCUCAGGAUGACUAUGAGUUUGAAAUGAUUGAGGAUGAGGAUGAGAUGGACCCAAUGGCCGGAGGCGGUCGCACUCAGCGUCGUGGAGGUGAAUUAUACAAUGCAUUUGCCGGAGAAAGUGAAGAGGAAAUGUUUAGUGAUGAUAACGACGAACCAUACCGGGAUCGGCUGGCCAACAUCCCGGAGAAGGAGGGCGAAGAAGAUGGCCAUCUUCUUUCUGAAAAGCGUUAG
Messenger RNA from Penicillium maclennaniae, 2583 nucleotides. RefSeq names its product kexin kexB (gene kexB). The coding region runs from base 1 to 2583 and encodes 860 amino acids. Gene Ontology annotation, cellular component: Golgi membrane; trans-Golgi network. Gene Ontology annotation, molecular function: serine-type endopeptidase activity. The transcript has a single exon. Gene Ontology annotation, biological process: protein processing. The record is from RefSeq and is a predicted model, not a curated record. NCBI's taxonomy places the organism in Eukaryota, Fungi, Ascomycota, Eurotiomycetes, Eurotiales, Aspergillaceae.